Dermatophagoides farinae (American house dust mite) is the source of this 1544-nucleotide messenger RNA. Its product is annotated as NDP-glycosyltransferase YjiC. NCBI's taxonomy places the organism in Eukaryota, Metazoa, Arthropoda, Arachnida, Sarcoptiformes, Pyroglyphidae. Gene Ontology annotation, molecular function: UDP-glycosyltransferase activity. The record is from RefSeq and is a predicted model, not a curated record.
UACAUGUUUCACUUCUCAACGAGUAACAUGCAAUUCAUCAAUGUCGUUUUGUUUUGGUUUUGUUUAUUGUUGACAUGUCAAUAUGAAAAUUUUAUUCAAUCCAUGUGAUGGUCUUGGCCAUAUGAAUGCUUGUAUUGGCCUUGGCCAGUCAUUACUUUCACGUGGUCAUCAAAUCUAUUUUUUUACAAAUGUAAAAUAUGCUGGUCAAUAUAAUCGUUAUGGAUUCAAAGAAUUUGUUCUCCAUGUUCAAUCGAAUUCAACAACGAAUACUAAUGGAUCUGAUGAUGAUCAUCCGAUCAAGAAUAAUAAAUUGAUGGAUGUGAUUAUUAAUUCCGGUCUAUUGUCCGAUAUGUCACCAUUGGAAAAAUUAGAUCUUUAUGAUCGACAUAAGAAUCCAGAUAUGUUUACUAGAACAAUGUCCGAACAAAUUCUUAAUGUUCAUGAACAAAUGUUGAACAUCAUUGAUGAAUUGAAACCGGAUUUAAUUAUAGUCGAUUCAAUGAUAGUUGCACCAUGUAUCCUCUAUGGAUCAUAUCGAUGGGCAUUCUCUUGGAGUGCCAAUCCGAUUUUAAUUUAUCAAUCGGAUCAAUUACCGCCAAUGAUGUCCGGCUAUCCAUCCAAUGAUUCGAAUGGAUGGUCAGAGUUUCGUAUAAAAUUCAACAAAACAUUUAAAUCUGCCAUACGAUACUAUCAAAAUUGGUUGAACCAACAACUUGGAUAUGCUAGAAUAAUUGAUAAUUCUAAUAAUAAUUUAUCAUUUCUUUCUCCAUAUCUUAACAUUUAUGGCUAUCCAGAAGAGCUUGAUUAUACAGAUGUGGCAAGUUUACCUGAUCAUUUUAUUCGAAUUGAAGCAUUUUGUCGACAAAUACCUGCAGAUUCAUCUUUUGAGUUGCCAGAAGAAUUUCAGCGAGCCAGAUUAAAAUCAAAUGUUCGAUUGAUUUAUGUAUCACUGGGUUCAUUCGGCAGUGCUAAUGUUGAACUAAUGCAACAUCUAAUCGCUGCUUUAGAUAAAUCACCACAUAAAUUUAUCAUAUCGACCGGAUUACAUCAUCAACAAAUUCAUCUUGAAUCAAAUAUGUGGGGUCGACCAUAUUUACCACAAACACAGAUUCUUUCAUUAGUCGAUUUAGUCAUUACACACGGUGGUAAUAAUACGGUUACAGAAACAUUUUCAGCCGGUAAACCAAUGCUUAUAAUGCCAUUAUAUACUGAUCAAUAUGAUAAUGCACAACGUAUAGAAGAAAGAGGCUAUGGCCGCCGUAUCGAUGCUUAUCAUUUUACGUCGAAUGAAAUUAAUGCCAUGAUUGACCAAAUACUUGAUGAUCAUGAAAUGCGAAAACGUUGUGAACGAACACGGGAUCGUAUUCAUUGUUCACAAUCAAAACUUAAACUUUGUGAAAGAAUUGAAAAAUUAUGCCUAUGAAAAAAAGAUUUAAACUUUUAUUGUACAGAGAAUAAAUAAUCACACAACGUAUCAAAUACACAAACACACUGAUUGUGGAAAAUAAAACUUUUUGUAUUCGACCUGUGUGGAACUAAACAUA